Anopheles nili is the source of this 538-nucleotide messenger RNA. Its product is annotated as glutathione S-transferase 1-like. The transcript has a single exon. Gene Ontology annotation, biological process: glutathione metabolic process. NCBI's taxonomy places the organism in Eukaryota, Metazoa, Arthropoda, Insecta, Diptera, Culicidae. The annotation marks the transcript as partial. The record is from RefSeq and is a predicted model, not a curated record. Gene Ontology annotation, molecular function: glutathione transferase activity.
UAGAUUAAUCCCCAACACUGCAUCCCGACGCUGGUCGAUAACGGCUUCUCUCUGUGGGAGUCUCGUGCGAUUUGCACGUACCUCGUAGAGAAGUACGGCAAGGACGAAAAGCUGUAUCCUAAGGACCCGCAGAAGCGUGCUGUGGUCAACCAGCGGCUGUACUUCGACAUGGGCACGCUGUACCAGCGGUUCGCGGACUACUACUACCCGCAAAUCUUCGCCAAACAACCGGCAAACCCGGAGAACGAGCAAAAGAUGAAGGAUGCUGUCGGGUUCCUCAACACGUUCCUCGAGGGGCAAAAGUACGUCGCGGGCGACAACCUGACGGUGGCCGAUCUGAGCGUGCUGGCCACUGUUUCGACGUACGAUGUGGCCGGAUUUGAUCUGUCCAAGUACCCGAACGUGGCCACGUGGUACGCGAGCACGCGUAAGGAAGCGCCAGGAGCCGCACUUAACGAGGCUGGUAUUGAGGAGUUUAAGAAAUACUUCUCUAAGUAAGCUUUCGGGAGUCAGUGUGGAGUGAAACAACAAUAAAAUG